AUGCCGCUCCUACUUCCUCGUCUCGCGUCAAGCAUCCUGUGCUGCUUUGUGCUAUUGGCCGCGACUUCGUCCCUCCUCGUCGCCGUCAUCGAUGCAGCCGAGUGCACGUCCGCGCAGGUGGCGGAGCUCUCGACGCUCAGUGGCAAUGUGACGGCCGUAUGCGGCAGCGACACCCUCUCGAGCACCUCGAGGGCCUACUGCGAUGACAGCGCGUGCCUGGCCUACCUAACCAGCAUGGUCUCCAGCGUCCCGUCCUGCGAGGUGGAGAGCUACAACCUGCGCACCGUGCUCUCCAGCGCCAUCAGCUCGUGCAACGCUGCGUCCGACGCCAUCCCCGCCUCCAAGUCCGGCGCCCCGCAGACGGCAAUCCCGCUAUUGCUGCUGCUGGUGCCGCAACUCGUCGUCGUCCUAGGCCUGUCAGCCUAA
Molecule: messenger RNA, 426 nt
Organism: Phytophthora sojae
Lineage: Eukaryota; Oomycota; Peronosporomycetes; Peronosporales; Peronosporaceae
Gene: SOL13C
Product: elicitin
Exons: 1
Coding region: 1-426 (141 amino acids)
Cellular component (GO): extracellular region
Source: RefSeq, a predicted model, not a curated record